Phytophthora sojae is the source of this 2322-nucleotide messenger RNA. RefSeq lists its product as hypothetical. Bases 1 to 2322 code for a protein of 773 amino acids. The transcript has a single exon. Lineage: Eukaryota; Oomycota; Peronosporomycetes; Peronosporales; Peronosporaceae. The record is from RefSeq and is a predicted model, not a curated record.
AUGACUGCAGGCGACAAGUACAAUGUGGAGGUCGAAGACCAUGGGGGCUGGGCGAAGGAGUAUCACGCGGCGCAGCGGCAGGAGCGCGAGAGUCAUCGCUGGACGAAUCUGCUCAAGCCGUCCGUCAUCGGGGCGCUUUUAGCCGUAGCUGGACGCAUUGUGGUGUGGCCUCUAGCGUUGCUGGUGGUCUUCACGUCAACCAGCUAUCUGUCGCACGGCAACGUCCUCAUUCUAGUCGAUGACAGCAUCUACGCGUUCACGGAGCAAGACCCGACGAUGGCUGGAGGGUGCACGGGAUGCCUGGGUCUUAACAAAGUCUGCUUGAUCAAGUACAGCAUCUUCGCGCAGGACGCGCUCAUCGGAGCGACAACGUUCAAGAGCUUCGCCGGACGCUCUCCAGAUCUGUCACUGUACGACUUCAGCACGUUAAGCGCGGAAGCUCUCGAGCUCGGAGAGAAACUCGACGCGAAAGGCGUGUACUGCCAGAGUGGAGUGAACGAGUGGGGGUCCAUGACUGCAGGCAUCGCUGGAAGUGCUCAAGACAUUCUGGACGUCGUGAAUACUCUGAACCUAAACAUCGCGCCGCAAUUCCAACGCGAACUCGAGAUUGCAGUGGCUGGUAAAGCUCUGUGCGAGUCGGGAUGGAACAUCUACACUAUCACACGGUUGUUCCUGUAUCCGACUGUCAAGGGCAGCAUCAACUUCGCCAGCAUCCCUGGCAUCGACUUCAAUAUCUUCCCAGACUACACCGAAUGCCGCCCUGAUGUGACUAUCGACGACAAUUUAGUUGGCUCCAAGCUCGCACUCGCAACUAACGGCGAAGACCUGCUAGCAGUAUUCCCGGAUCUACUCAAGUUGUUUCCGUACAACUUCGAGAGCAGCAUUCCUCCAGUGCCACGCGCUGCUCCGGCUGGAACGACAAAGUACGGCUUCACUUCCGUGCUGCAGCCUCUUUUCAAAGGUUAUUACGGCGGCUGCCGCGUUCGUGCUGUCAACACAACCGGCGUCUACAUUGAGGAUACCUGUGACGUCUCAAAGCGCUGGUCUUCCUACGGACUCAUGAUCCACUCCCCCGACGACAUUCCAAUGUGCUCCACGGGCGACGUGUGCAUUCACAACUACUUCAACUCGAUCUGGGAGUGGGUCAACUACGUCAACGAAGAUAAUCCGACGCGCAUUGGCAUGAACCUCAACACGUUUCGAAGCCGCUACGGCGACACCGUCGCCCUCAGUAUUUUACCGGGCAUUGUGGUCAUGCAGAUGCUGCUCAUGGGCAUGAUCAGUCUCUACCAGGUGAUGUCGCACAACCAAUCGGUGCUGCUGACGCAGAUUUGGGCCUAUCGCUGCCAGAAUGGACGCAUGCAGGUGGUCUACCUCGCGCAGAUCACGUACCACAUCGUCUACAAUUCUGACUUGUACAUGCUCGGCCUCUCGACGGGCACGUUGUCGACCGAGUCGGUCAUGAACCUCACGUGCUGCAUCUUCACCUUCUCGUACUCGUUCGUGAACUUGGCCAAGGCUCGAUCAGGAGAUCAGCAGCUGGAUCGCCACUUCCGCCUCACGUGGGAGACCAUGCAGAUCGUCAUCACCUCCACCGUGGCCGCCAUUCUGCUGUCCGUCCAAUCGACUCCUCUGGAAUUCAUCACGGCGCAGAACGGCGAAAUUCUACGCAAGACUUCCGCUCGCGGAGCCAAAUACUGCGGUCUGAACGACUCGUGCGUCGUGUACAAGACCAACUUGAUCAUCUUCAUCCUCAUCUUCUCGGUCGGUUUGGGUAUCGUGGCCGCUCUGUCUUCGCUCAUCGUCAAGCGCCUGAGUCCGAAGGUCAAGAGCGCCGUGAUGUCCGCCAGAAUGUCGCUGACGGGUCAAGGCAGCUUCAAGCACAGCCGAAGCAGUCGAACUUCAGUUCCGGAUCCGAAUGGAGCUCCUCCGACGAUCGAGGGUAUUAUCAAGAAGAAGUCCGUCAACGACGGUCUCACCUCCUUCGAACGGAACUGCAUCGGAGGACCAUUCCGAAAGUUGUUCCGAGACUGCGACGACAUGGCCUACGUCAUGUACAAGGGGAAGAGAUGCACGACUGUCGAGGCGCUUCUACUCACGGGGUAUCUGUACUACGGAGAGCACGUGUACCAGGCCUCGUCCGUGAUGAUGCUUCUGCUUGGACGCAUGCUGCCCAAAAAGAUGCUACGCACCUUCAACCUGCUGCUGCUGCGCUGGCACGUGGACAAGCAGACCGGAGCACUAACUCAAGUCUUGUCCUGUCCGUGGUACGCUGCCAGCCAGGAGAACCACUCGCUUAGCGGAGCCUCGCCCGUGCCUUAA